AAGCAGCGUCGGUGUGCGCCUCACAGUCGCGUUUCCAACGAUCUACAGAGCGGUACACUCCAGUGGAGAGACCCAGAGCAACAGAGCUAGAAAGGAAUACGAAUACUCGUAACUAGGACACACCUUGGGGCAUCAGCAUCAGCAUCAUUAUGAGCCAGAAACAAACACAGAACCAGCUGGAGACAGAGCAACUGCUCUUCGAGGAGAAGCCGCUCCACGUGCCCCCAUUGCCGGAGCUGCAGAAUGUCAUACAGGGUGCCUUGAGGGGAAACUUCGCCCAGGUGGAGGUGAGUGUGGGUGCCUGCCCCGACCUGAAGGCGCCACGAUUCGGAUUGGUGGAAAGCGGACUGGGGGGCAGGCCCACGCUGCUAGAGGCGGGUGGCCCACCCUUCCUGCUUCCCAACGUCCACCGGGAAAAGCUGUACAACAUCAAGGAGAUCACGCGGAAGAUCCAGGGACCCGGUAAGGUCUUCGCUGUGGGCGCCGGCGCAGGACCCUGGCCCAUCCGCAGCUCCAACUGCGAGGGCAUCUUCAAUUUGUCGGUGAGCGAGGGGGACGAGCUGACGAACGGCAGCUACACGGCCACGGUGCGGGGAGAGCAGGAGGUGUGUGUGCUGGAGAAGAUCCCCCACACGGAGCCCCGCUGUGCGCUGCUGCUGAACCUCUUCCUCAGCCAGGGAGCACCUGGACAGGUGCUGAAGAUCAGCGCCAAGCAGCGCACCGGCGAACAUAAUUUCAUCGAGUGCAUCCGCAAGGGGCUGGAGGAUCACUACGGCGAUCGCGUGGUGGGCCUGGGCGGCAUCUUCCUGAUCAAGAAGGGCGCCGUCCACCAGCACGUGAUGCCAGACUUCAGCUCGACGCCCAUCCACACCGACGAGGAGCUCAACGAGUGGCUUAAAUUCUACGAUAUGCCCGCCCAACUCAAUGCCGUGGGCACCCUGGUGACCAAGGAGCACGGCCUCGACCUGCGCCUCCAGCACUUCCACUCGUUCUCCUUCAGCAACUGGGGCGGCCACUACCACUACGACACCACCCCCGACAUCGUGGAGUACGAGGCGUAUCUGAAUGUCGCCGAGCGGGUGGUGAGGGUGGACAAGCCCCUGUCCACCCACAAAGUGGGAAGAGAUUAGAUAUAAUCUGAUCUUCUCGUUAUCUAUAUAAAUAUCCGACUUUUCCAUUGCCUAAUCCGUCAUAAAUAAAUACUCUUAUGAAGAAGAUAGGACGAGCAUA
Drosophila pseudoobscura is the source of this 1230-nucleotide messenger RNA. RefSeq names its product ester hydrolase C11orf54 homolog. Lineage: Eukaryota; Metazoa; Arthropoda; Insecta; Diptera; Drosophilidae. The record is from RefSeq and is a predicted model, not a curated record. Gene Ontology annotation, cellular component: nucleus. Gene Ontology annotation, molecular function: hydrolase activity, acting on ester bonds; zinc ion binding. The coding region runs from base 150 to 1130 and encodes 326 amino acids. The transcript is spliced from 2 exons.